Molecule: messenger RNA, 2076 nt
Organism: Magallana angulata
Lineage: Eukaryota; Metazoa; Mollusca; Bivalvia; Ostreida; Ostreidae
Exons: 9
Coding region: 81-1541 (486 amino acids)
Source: RefSeq, a predicted model, not a curated record
UUGAACCACAGGAGAGUUCUAAUUUUUGUAAACAAACCAACGUGAUCCGUAUCCAGUUAUAUAAAUUUUGUUUUAUAACCAUGAAUCGGACGUUAUUUUUGGGUAUGCGCGUCAUCAGAUAUCGAAUGAAAACAAUAGUAUACCAAAGACCCCUACAUGUCAAUGAGAGAAGUGUCCACUCUUGGAGCCAACAAAAGACAUUCAGGAGACCUGGCCCUCAAGCAUUGCCAAUUGUGACCUCAUUCCUGGCUCUUGCAUUCUUCAGCAAGGUCCCAGUUGUCGAUAGUCCACGUAGUCUGUCAACUGAUCCUAGCGCUACCAUUAGCAAUAGUAGCACCAAAAUGUCUGCCAAACUACAGAAGGCGAAGCAAGAAGCUUUGUGGGGAAUGUUCGUUGCAGAUGCAUUGGCUAUGCCUGUACAUUGGUAUUAUAGUCCAUCAGAUAUCAAAUCUGGGUAUGGAGGAUGGUUGACAGGCUUUCAAGCUCCAGAAAAACAUCAUCCCUCCAGUAUUCUCACAAUAUCUGCUACAGGAGGCAGUGGUCGCUCUGCGGGCACGGGGAAAAGCAAACCAGUGAUUGGAGAUGUCAUUCUUCAUGACAAGCUUAAAUACUGGACAAACAGAGACAGGACUGUCCAUUACCACCAGGGAAUGAAAGCAGGAGAUAACACAUUGAACACAGUAAUGGCUUUGAACAUGUUGCAAACAAUGCAGAAAGUGGAUCCGCAAGCCUCCAUGGAUCCCAGGGAGUUACGCGGGCUGGUGCUGGAGCAGUACGUGAAGUUUAUGACCACUCCUGGCUCUCAUAAUGACACAUAUGCCGAAUCUUUCCACAGAUCGUUUUUCAAGGACUGGAACGGAAGCAAAAUGCGACCGACAUCUGCAGAAGCCCUGCUGCAUUGGACAGAAGACAGAUAUCUAGCUAAAAGCAAAGGAUCUUCUGAUCACCAGCUUGUUGUUAUUGGUGCCAUCGUACCGGCAAUUCCUUGGAUUAUCCACUAUGCCCAUAAAUCGGAAUCCGAGUGCGCAAAAGCCACGGUGGACUUCAUAAAACUUACCCACCCUGAACCAGGGCUGGUUCCCUUCAUCGACAUCUACUCUCGCUUGCUGCAUGGGGUCCUCAAUGGUCACUCCCUGCAACAGGAGGUACUUAAGACGCUCAGUAAUGCUCAACUUGGGGGCGAACAGAAACGAGACGUUGUGUUGAAACUUCUUGAUAUGGCUAAGGGACUUCCAAAGGGUUCUGAACAAAGGGUAAAUUUGCACCAAUCCGCUACUGCCCACCUUGGUUCAGCCUGUUAUGUAGAAGGUGCUAUGUCAAGUAUGCUGUUUUUAGCACUAGAAUUUGCUGACGAUGUCAAUGCGGGAUUAUUGGCAAACGCCAACUGUGGAGGUGAGAACUGCCAUCGAGGAGCAGCUCUUGGUGCGCUUUUAGGAGCCUCAGUUGGAUAUAAGGACUGCCAAAUAUCACCGGAAUUCAAGGAAGGUUUGGGUUCAAUGAAGAAAGGACUUGUUACCCUUAUUGAACAAAUGAAUUCUUGAAGAAAGGACUUGUUGCUUUAAUUGAACAAAUGAAUUCUUGAAGAAAUGACUUGUUGCCUAAAUUACACCAAGUGAAUUCUUGAAAUGCGCUUCAUGGGUAAGCAGAUUAUAAGUGACUGUUUCCACCUAAUUUAUGAUAACUUAAGUAUGGAAAUCCGAAGUUGACCCUUUCGACUUCAGUCCGUUUACUUCGUUUACGGUAUGCUAUUUAAUCAAGCACUGUAUUUUGAAAUUGAUUUGUUGAGAAUUGAAAUGGCAUAUACAUACGGGUAUACCUUUUUGUUCUUUAACCCAGUAUUUUUUGUGCUAUGUGAUAAAUAUUAUUAUUAACAACUCUUGAUAUUAUCGUUAAACUUUAUAAAGUUUCACAUGUGCCAGAUUGUAUUUAUAUUUGAUGGUUUAUUUUAUGAAGUGAUUUUUACUUUGUCAUAUUAAUACUUUUCAAUUAUUUUCUAAUGUAUACAAAAUUGUUUCGAAUGAUUUUGAUACAUGUAUUGAAUAGAAAUACAAGAAACCAUUAAUUUGUGUUUGCGUU